Messenger RNA from Daucus carota subsp. sativus, 1294 nucleotides. Its product is annotated as plant cysteine oxidase 2-like. Lineage: Eukaryota; Viridiplantae; Streptophyta; Magnoliopsida; Apiales; Apiaceae. The coding region runs from base 209 to 1069 and encodes 286 amino acids. The record is from RefSeq and is a predicted model, not a curated record. The transcript has 5 exons. Gene Ontology annotation, molecular function: oxidoreductase activity, acting on single donors with incorporation of molecular oxygen, incorporation of two atoms of oxygen.
AUAUUUAACUGAAAAUAUUUAAAUGUACGUCCACCCCCAGUAUACGUAUAGCCCAUGGUUUACUCUCUCUCCCACCUUUUAUCUCUCUCAACACUGUUGUUAUAUCACUAUACUCCUCCACAAAGAUCAUUCAUCUCUCUCCAAUAUCUCUCUCCUCAGCUUAUAGUUUUCCUCUUCUUUUGUUGAUUUUUUUUGCAUAUUGGUGAGCAUGGAGAUGAAGUUGAUGAAAAAUAAGGUUGGGUAUGUGAGUGGGAGGCUUGCAAAGAACAAGAGAGUGAGCAGCCGAAGAACCAAGAAGCAUAAGCAUGGUGAUUGUGAAGCAAAGAACAAGGUGCCGAAGAAGAUACUGUUGCAGAGACUUUAUGAAUCAUGUCUGCAAGUUUUUAGAGGCCCUGGUACGGUUCCUUCUGCUCCGGAUGUGCAGAUUCUUCGACAGAUUAUCGAUGGUAUGCGGCCUGAGGAUGUUGGGCUUAGCCCGGAACUUCAGUUCUUUAAUCCUGUUAGCGGUGCGGCUAAUCCGAUUCCUAGAGUCACUCAGACAACCAUAUACAAUUGUCAGAAUUUUUCUCUGUGCAUUUUCUUUCUACCUGCGGGAGCAAAGAUUCCUUUACAUAACCACCCCGGAAUGACUGUCUUUAGCAAGCUUCUACUAGGCACCAUGCACAUCAAGGCAUAUGAUUGGGUUGAUCAUGGCAACUCCUCCUCCGAUGACGAUAAACCUUCCUCCAAAUUGAGAUUAGCAAUGUUGAAAGCGGAUGAUGUGUUUACAGCGCCAUGUGAUAGUUCGGUACUGUAUCCAGCAUCAGGAGGGAAUAUACAUGAGUUUACAGCUAUAACACCAUGCGCGGUGCUAGAUGUUCUUGGACCUCCUUAUUCAAGAGAGGAUGGCCGGGACUGCUCUUACUACAAAGACUCUCCUUACACUGCCUUACCAAAUGAAGAUGGUAGUAUGAUAAAGGAAGAAGAGGGCAAGUUGUAUGGAUGGUUGGAAGAGAUUGAGAUGCCUAGAGAGUCAGCCAUGGAUGGAAUAGAGUACUUGGGUCCACAAAUCAAGGAGUCCAGUUUUUAGCCAGCUCUAGUACUUUCUUUUUAGGCCUGAAUUAGGUUUUUCUCCCCUCUAAUAUGGUGUUUAUGUUCUUUCCGGGUGUGGCAAAUGGCAAUUAAUCAUCAUUCCCCUUUUCUUUUCUUUAUUUCAUCUUAAAAUGCGCCUGUAAAUUCACAGUUGUCAUUAGACUCUUUCAUGUGUAUAAUCUCUUUUUUUUAACAAAAUUAUUGGCAGAUAGUGUUGCUAAUA